AUGUUGGCGGGCCAAAAUUUCAACGGCACGAAUCGCCAUCUCCGCGAAGAUUCGGAUACCGAUGACGAGGUUCUUGCUUCAACUCUGGUCGAAGAGGCACUUCGAGAUGACGGCGACUACGAUGACCUGGAAUCGGCGGGCGGGAGUCUCCAAAUAUCUGGCGAGAAUAUCCAACAGCGAUUAGCUGCAGCAGCUACCCCACUAGACUUUCAAGCCCCCCUACAAAAUCGAUUUGACAGCUACGACAAUUACUGCACGCUUUUUCACUUUAUCCUCAAUUCGGAUGGGCCAGUGGAUCUAGAACUACCGACUUACUAUUGGGCUUGGGAUGUUAUCGAUGAGUUUAUCUAUCAGUUUAACAGCUUCUGCAGCCAUCGCAAUGCCGUGGCUCGAAAGGAGGGCGGUGGUAGUGAGGAGGAGAGAAGGCUGUUGUGUGAUCACCCACAAACUUGGGGGUGUUACAGUGUACUUAACGUUCUCUACUCUUUGAUCCAGCGUUCUCAGAUGAAUGAGCAACUCGCCGCCAUUAAGAAGGGACAAGACCCGAAUGAGGUUGCCGGUGAGUAUGGGUCCCGCCCGUUGUACCGGAUGUUGGGCUACUUCAGUAUCAUUGGGCUGCUCCGGGUUCAUUGUCUGCUUGGCGACUUUACGCUGGCGCUCAAAACCUUGGAUGACAUAGAGUUGAACAAGAAGGCUGUAUUUGCUCGGGUAAUGGCAGCUCAUUUCACGACAUACUACUAUGUUGGGGUCAGCUACAUGAUGAUGAGAAGAUAUGCGGAUGCCAUCAAGGCCUUUUCGCAUAUCCUUGUCUACGUCUCACGGACCAAAAACUUCCAGAAGAAUGCCCAAUUCGACUCCGUUACUAAGAAGAACGACCAAAUGUAUGCUCUCAUUGCUAUCUGUGUAGCUCUCUGCCCUACUCGCCUUGAUGAUACCAUCCAUGCUUCCCUGCGUGAGAAAUACGGUGAGCAGUUUACCAAGAUGCAACGCGGAGGCCCCGAUGCCCUGCAAAUCUAUGAGCAGCUGUUCAUGUCUGCUUGCCCUAAAUUCAUCUCUCCCAUCCCCCCAGACUUUGAUAAGCCGGAGAACAAUGUCGACCCCUCACAGCACCACCUUCGGGUUUUCAUGGCAGAUGUGCGGAAUUCUAUGCUGGCGCCUACACUAAAGAGCUACCUCAAGCUAUACACCACCAUGGAUCUGAAGAAGCUUGCGGCGUUUAUCGAAGUCGAUCCUGAGGUUCUGCGGACCCAGCUGUUGGUUUACAAACAGAGGAGUAGACAGACUAGGUGGAUAGAGGGUGGCUUAUUGGAAGGAGAGACCAUUAAUACCUCUGAUUUGGAUUUCGCCCUGCAAGGAGACUUAAUCCAUAUCUCGGAAGCCAAGGUUGGAAGAAGGCUUGUGGACUGGUACCUCCGCAAUCUUGCAAAGACCUAUUAAGCGAUAUAUGGGCGGAGGUAUAUGGGGUGAAAAAUAGAGGAGGUUCUUGUAAUGGUGUCGCCGGAUUCUUUCUAUUUCAUGGUGUGGGAAAAUGUCAUAAAAAUAAAUGUGAGCAUCAGUGGAUUAGUCGA
Tuber melanosporum (Perigord truffle) is the source of this 1568-nucleotide messenger RNA. RefSeq lists its product as uncharacterized. NCBI's taxonomy places the organism in Eukaryota, Fungi, Ascomycota, Pezizomycetes, Pezizales, Tuberaceae. Gene Ontology annotation, cellular component: eukaryotic translation initiation factor 3 complex; cytoplasm. Gene Ontology annotation, molecular function: translation initiation factor activity. Gene Ontology annotation, biological process: translational initiation. Bases 1 to 1437 code for a protein of 478 amino acids. The transcript has 6 exons. The record is from RefSeq and is a predicted model, not a curated record.